CCAACCCCACAUGACUCUGCCUAAGCCAUUCUCUUCUCAAUUUCUCAUCAUCAUAAAUCAUAAAUAAAUAGAUACCCACACCCUUUUCUUUAUUCACACAUACACACAUAACACAACCUUCUUAACUUCUCAAUUGUCACACCAAAAAACCUUAACAAUGGCUUUAAGAAAAUCAACUAAACUUCCUCAAACAGCACUGAUCAAACAAAUCCUUAAAAGAUGUUCAAGUUUAGGGAAGAAAGAUGAUCCUUGUAUGGAUGUUCCAAAAGGUCACUUUGUUGUAUAUGUUGGUGAAAACAGAAGCAGGUACAUUGUUCCAAUUUCAUUUCUAAGUAGACCAGAGUUUCAAAACCUUUUACAUCAAGCUGAAGAAGAGUUUGGAUUUGAUCAUGAUAUGGGUCUUACUAUUCCUUGCCAACAACAUGUUUUUGAGUCUCUUACUUCCAUGCUUCAAAGAUAGAUUGAUUCAAAGAUCACUUUCCAUUUUCAGUUUUUCUUUUUUGAGGGAGAGAAAGAAAAUAUCAAAGAUGAAGCUGCUUCAUGCUUCUCUUUAAUUUCUUUAUUUUUUUCUCUCCUUUUUAUUUAUAUAUAUUAUUUAUAUUAAUAUUAAUAUUAGUGUAUUUAUGUAUGUAUGUACGAGGUUCGUAUUUUAGUGAGACUCCAACCUCAAGAAAUUUCCCCAAGAAUGAAUCUUUGUGGGUUUAGAUUGUAAAUCUAGUUUGGUAGAAAUUAAUUAAUUAAGCACCAAUUUUUCCGGCAGAUUAUGUACCGAGGUUUGUACUUUGUACCCUGUGUUACCUUGGAGAACUAAUUUAAAAGGAUAUAUUUUUAUUUCUUCCUA
Messenger RNA from Trifolium pratense (red clover), 841 nucleotides. Its product is annotated as auxin-responsive protein SAUR50-like. The record is from RefSeq and is a predicted model, not a curated record. NCBI's taxonomy places the organism in Eukaryota, Viridiplantae, Streptophyta, Magnoliopsida, Fabales, Fabaceae. Bases 158 to 460 code for a protein of 100 amino acids. The transcript has a single exon. Gene Ontology annotation, biological process: response to auxin.